Messenger RNA from Panthera uncia (snow leopard), 1069 nucleotides. It is a transcript of the gene KRTAP29-1, whose product is annotated as keratin associated like protein 29-1. Gene Ontology annotation, cellular component: keratin filament. The record is from RefSeq and is a predicted model, not a curated record. NCBI's taxonomy places the organism in Eukaryota, Metazoa, Chordata, Mammalia, Carnivora, Felidae. Bases 11 to 1069 code for a protein of 352 amino acids. The transcript has a single exon.
CAUCAGCACCAUGGUGGACAGCUGCUGCCCCAGAACCACCACGGCCAUUCCAGCUGGGCCUACCUUCACAUGCUCAAAUGGUGGCCGUUUCCAAAAUGGUAUCUGUUUGCCUAGUUCCUGCCGGAGCAGAACUUGGCAGCUGGUCACCUGCCAAGAAAACUGUCAGCCAUCCAGCAGUGCACCAAGUGGCUGUGAACCUGCUUGCUGCCAACCUACCUGCCUUCCGGCAACUUCUUGUGUUGGUUUUGCCUGCCAACCCAUUUGCUCCCGCACAGCCUGCUAUGAAUCUGGAACUGGUCAGUCUCCUUAUUUGGAACCCUCCUGCUUGGAACCCACCAGUUGUCAGGCAAAUUGCUGUGAAGCCAUCCUCGACCAGCAAAGCUCCUGCCAAGAACCUGUCCUUGUGUCCAGAUCAGCUUGUGGCCAAUUGGUCUCCUGUGAUGCUAGGUCCCAACAGCCAUCCUGCUCUGAGGUAAAUUCCUGUGCUGAAAAUUCUUGCCCACCAACCAUCUGUGCAGCGAGUCCAUGUCAGCUAACUUGCUGUCAACCAGGUUCAUGUCAACACAUCAAUGGUGAAGAUCAGACCUGCAAAUUAACUUAUUACCAACCCAUCUGCUACAUUUUCAAGACUUGCCCAUCGGUUCCCUGCAUGCCUGUUCCCUGCCAGCCAUCAACUUGUGUGUUCAGUUCUUGCAAUCCUACAUGCUACGCAUUGUCCCCUGGCUGGUCGCUUUGCUGCCAACCAGCUCCUUCCAUAUCUUUCAUCUGCCAGCCAGUGGCUAACUGCCAGCCCCCAUGUUCUGUAAAGAACCCUUGUAAACCAGUUUCCUGUGGCACCGUGCUUUCCAACCAACCAACUUGGGAUGGAUCCACUUCCUGCAACCAAGGUGGCUGCACACCCCCUUCCUGCCAACCAGCUUGCUGUGUAACAGGUUUAGGCAAAUCAUCCGGCGGUGGCUGCAAUGGUCUCCAACCAACUGCCCCAAGUGUCUGCAAAGCCAGCACCUGCUCGCCAACUUCCUGCCAACCCAGCCAUGAGUCCAACGUCUGUAAGGCAGCGCUUCACUGA